GCACUAAAAAAAAACCUAAUCUCGUUGAACAGAGAGAUAGGAAGCUAUGAAUUCCUUUCCAGAGGAUCUAUUAGCAAUUAUACUCGCCAAAUUACCAAUAAAGAUUUUCACAACUUUCAAACUUGUUUGCAAGCAAUGGGAAUCAAUAGUGGAUUCUCCAUAUUUCCGUGACUUGUUUCGGUCUAUGCACCAAAACUCACAUACUUCAUCAUCAUGGUCGAUCAUGUCUGGGAAAGAUGGAGAAGAAGUCGUAGCUCAGUACGGAUGCAACACUUGGGGACUCGAACAAUCUCUAGGCUCUUACAUCUCUUCUUUCCUAACCAAGAUGUUUGAGACUGAAAAAAACAAAUACAUUGUAUGGGCUUACAACGACGUUGGAUUGAUUUUGAUCAGUGAACUCCCUAUCUGGGUGACGAACCGAUCAUUGUACGUGGCUAAUCCAGUUUCACAGGAAUGCGUAGAGAUCCCGUCUCAUGCUCAUCUCAAGGAAGUCUCCUGUCCCUUGGGAAUUGCCACACGAACUGAGAAUGGCAUUCUUUUGGAUUACAGAGUUGUUCUGUUUGACGAGGACUUGAGAUUGCUGAUAUAUUCAUCACAUACAGGCUUGUGGAGUCUCAACACUGUGGAUUCUUAUCCUUCAGCUUUGUAUACACAAUCUCCCAUUAGCUUGCACGGGAGUAUUCAUUGGAUCGCCAGCACUAGUCACAGUGUAGAUGUUGUUGUAUCCAUCGAUUUAUACGCCACUGGUACAAGCUCUGUUCAAUGCCGUGUGACUUCUUUCCCUGAUUUCGGACAACAUCCCAAAUUCAAUAGAUCUUUCUCAACUUGUCAAGGAUCUCUCAUGUAUAUGAACAUAAUCAAAGUUGAUGGAACUCUAGAGGAUAAGCUAUGUGUAUGGAGGCUAAAUAGCGGAGAAUGGCAACUUGUAUCUGAAAUCACCCCUCCUUUUAUUGAUACCGGUUUCGAGUACAUUCAGUUGGGAACGAACCCUUUUGAUGCCAAAACAGUCUACUUUUGGAACAUGAACCACCAAACUUUGCUUUCUAUUAACUUACACAAUGGAAAGUUUGUGUUUGAGACCAAGUUGCUUUCUAGCAUCAACCCAGGAUUAUUUUUUCACUCGGUCGUUCUCCCACAAUGGCUGUAUCGAAUUCCCAACACGAUGAGGAUGGUUUAGACAUUAUAUCUGCUUUAAUUCACUUGUUUCUUUAAGUAUGUAUUUUAUUUUUUAUAACUCUUAGUUCUUUACGCAAGAGUAAGGAGUUUGGUUUAUUUCCAGUACUUUUGGUUUUUUCUCAAUAAGAGAGAAGAAUUAUG
This is a messenger RNA of Arabidopsis arenosa, 1317 nucleotides long. The record is from the annotation of a GenBank genome assembly. NCBI's taxonomy places the organism in Eukaryota, Viridiplantae, Streptophyta, Magnoliopsida, Brassicales, Brassicaceae.